UGCGCCGUGCGCAGGCAGCGCACCCGGGCUUGUGCGCUGAGCGUGCCGGCUGGGAGUCGGCGGGAGUCCCAGUGCUGCUGGGGGGGAGUCUGUAGCGUGAGGUGCCCUUAAGCUGAAGACCAUGAACCGCAGCCGCCAGGUGACGUGCGUGGCCUGGGUCCGCUGCGGCGUGGCCAAAGAGACUCCGGACAAGGUAGAGCUUAGUAAAGAAGAAGUAAAACGUCUCAUUGCUGAAGCAAAGGAAAAAUUACAAGAAGAAGGUGGCAGUGAUGAAGAGGAGACAGGCGAUCCUUCGGAAGAUGGCAUGCAGAGUGCACGUACCCAGGCACGACCAAGGGAACCCCUGGAAGAUGGUGACCCAGAGGACGACAGGACGUUGGAUGAUGAUGAACUGGCCGAGUAUGACCUAGAUAAAUACGAUGAGGAAGGUGACCCAGAUACUGAAACUCUUGGUGAGUCUCUUUUGGGUCUUACAGUCUAUGGAAGUAAUGAUCAAGAUCCUUAUGUUACUCUGAAGGAUACGGAACAGUAUGAACGUGAAGAUUUCUUGAUCAAGCCCAGUGACAAUCUCAUAGUCUGUGGCAGAGCUGAACAAGACCAGUGCAAUUUAGAGGUGCAUGUUUAUAAUCAGGAAGAAGAUUCUUUUUAUGUGCAUCAUGAUAUACUGCUGUCUGCAUACCCUCUAAGCGUGGAAUGGCUGAAUUUUGAUCCUAGCCCAGAUGAUUCUACAGGAAAUUACAUUGCUGUGGGAAAUAUGACUCCUGUUAUUGAAGUGUGGGACCUUGAUAUAGUGGACUCUUUAGAGCCAGUCUUCACACUUGGAAGUAAACUGUCAAAAAAGAAGAAAAAGAAAGGAAAGAAGAGUUCCUCAGCAGAGGGGCAUACCGAUGCUGUCCUGGACCUUUCUUGGAAUAAGCUGAUCAGAAACGUGUUGGCAAGUGCAUCAGCUGACAACACUGUAAUUCUGUGGGAUAUGUCCUUGGGGAAACCAGCAGCUAGCCUUGCCGUACACACAGACAAGGUCCAGACUCUGCAGUUUCAUCCAUUUGAAGCACAGACUCUGAUUUCUGGAUCCUAUGAUAAGUCAGUGGCUUUGUAUGACUGCCGAAGUCCAGAUGAAAGCCAUCGGAUGUGGCGUUUCAGUGGGCAGAUUGAGAGAGUGACUUGGAAUCACUUUUCACCUUGUCAUUUUUUGGCCAGCACAGAUGACGGCUUUGUGUAUAAUUUGGAUGCACGUUCAGAUAAGCCAGUUUUUACACUCAAUGCACACAAUGAUGAAAUCUCCGGUCUUGAUCUAAGUAGUCAAAUCAAGGGCUGUCUUGUGACAGCAUCAGCAGACAAAUAUGUGAAAAUCUGGGACAUAUUAGGAGACAGGCCAAGUCUGGUUCACUCUAGAGACAUGAAAAUGGGAGUUCUCUUCUGUUCUUCCUGUUGCCCCGAUUUGCCAUUUAUUUAUGCUUUUGGAGGUCAGAAGGAAGGACUUCGGGUCUGGGAUAUAAGCACAGUCUCAUCAGUAAAUGAAGCAUUUGGAAGACGAGAGAGGCUUGUUCUCGGCAAUACAAGAAGUUCAUCUAUUAGUGGCCCUUUUGGGAGCAGGAGCUCAGACACACCAAUGGAGUCUUAAUGAGGAUCAUAAACUUUUUAUUACUUUAACUCCGUUUUUUAAAAAGCUAGCCUAAAAACAUCCAUGUAUGGCUACGGCCAUGUAGUGACUGAAACAAAAUUUCAUCUCCUACUGCCAGACAUUCUCCUGCAGCUAUGGGGCAGCACAAACAGGGUUGAUCUUUGUGCUUGCCUUUUAAAUGUGGUGUUUAGGGCUCCCACUGCAUUUCUUAAAGAGGGUAAUAAAAA
Molecule: messenger RNA, 1851 nt
Organism: Prionailurus viverrinus (fishing cat)
Lineage: Eukaryota; Metazoa; Chordata; Mammalia; Carnivora; Felidae
Gene: PWP1
Product: PWP1 homolog, endonuclein
Exons: 15
Coding region: 122-1624 (500 amino acids)
Biological process (GO): rRNA processing
Cellular component (GO): nucleus
Molecular function (GO): protein binding
Source: RefSeq, a predicted model, not a curated record